Messenger RNA from Echinops telfairi (small Madagascar hedgehog), 595 nucleotides. It is a transcript of the gene TMEM278, whose product is annotated as transmembrane protein 88B. NCBI's taxonomy places the organism in Eukaryota, Metazoa, Chordata, Mammalia, Afrosoricida, Tenrecidae. Bases 311 to 595 code for a protein of 94 amino acids. The transcript has a single exon. The record is from RefSeq and is a predicted model, not a curated record.
AGGCCUGAUCAGAGCACACAGGAGCCAGCUGGGGAAGACAGCCAGGUCCAGAGCUAUGGCAAGCUGGCAGCAAAAGGUCCAGCCUGGCAGCAGGGGAAACUGAGGCAGGGUGGGAUCUUCAGGGCUGGGGCACCGAUCCGUCAGAGUGGAGCCCUUCCUGGACCCUUCUCUGGUGCCUUAGACAAGGUGGGGUGGGGUCUCAGCCCCCAGGCCAACUUAUAGGGAGGAGGGGAGGGGGAUAAGGUUUAGUAGUCUGACCCUUACCCUUAGGUCCUCAGGCCACACGGCCUGGCCUUGGAAUUCUUCUGUGAUGCUGGAACAGGAGAGGGAGACGGAGGAUGAUGAGGGAUGGGGCACUUCGGACACAGCACCCAUGCUUCCCAGGGGGUCCUCUGAGCACCAGGCCUCAGCCAGGCGAUCCAGAGGGUGGGCAGGCCUGGCCACCCAGGGCCUGGGGACUCUCCGGCUGCCUGGCCGGGUCCUAGCUGGCUUUCUGCUCCACUUGGUGCUGCCGGGGACAGUGUUCCUGCUGCUGCUGCUGCCCGCCGCAGCCAUCGUCUACCUGGGCUUCCUGUGCCACUCCAGGGUGAGCUGA